This is a messenger RNA of Colletotrichum godetiae, 917 nucleotides long. RefSeq lists its product as uncharacterized. Bases 191 to 865 code for a protein of 224 amino acids. The record is from RefSeq and is a predicted model, not a curated record. NCBI's taxonomy places the organism in Eukaryota, Fungi, Ascomycota, Sordariomycetes, Glomerellales, Glomerellaceae. The transcript has a single exon.
UAUGCUGUCCAAGUCUGCCGUCCAAAAUCACGGGUUGAGGCCGGGCAGCUUUUUAUGGCCGCAAUGCCGGAGCACAUUUCAACGCCAUUUCGAGUGUCAAGAGAGGAAGAACCGUCGCCUGCCAAUCAGGUGUCGUACCAACAGGCCGGAACCGACAUCACCUCUCGCGUUGAAAAGGAAGUGAUGUCCGAUGCCCAACGUCGACGGCUGUUGGUUUGAAAUCGCUCAUCCUAGCUUCACCAUGGCCAUGCCGCAGCAUACAUCCAACCAGGGACACGGUGCUCUCACGGCGAGACUUGUCGCGGCCGUCAUAGAAGAGAUGUUUGCCUGCCUCUCGCAGUGGCAGAUGCUCGCCGUCGCCAAAGAUGAAGAAAUCCACGCCCUAAGGGCCCAGCUCGACGGCAUCAAAAGCACGAACGAGCAGCAGAGCCAGACUCUCAAUCAUCAGACGGUAUACAUACGAAGCUUGGAGUACGAACUAGCGCGGUCGCGCGUGGCGCCGCGACCGUCGUCGGCGGCCAGCUUUGACUCGUACUUGCUGCUGGCCUCGGACCCGCUCGGCUCCGUCGACGAGCCCCGCUCGCUUUCGCCGGGGCAGCCAUUUGAACAUGGGUCCCAUUGCGGUAAUCUUCAGCACUCCGAAGGAGCGACGACUGUGCCGUGCCCUCUGGAAGGUCUCGAGCCGAUCCCGUUGGAGGGCCUUGCUCCGCUCUUGGCGCUAGCAGAAACUGCGGCAAGCAGCGCGUCUGUCAGCCAAACAGCGGCAGGGAUCAGCACAGCGCCAGAAGGUGCUGACGCCACCCGAAAGCGGAAGGCAGUUGACGUCGACGUCGACGGAGUCGCGAAAAAAGCUCGGUCGCCGUAACAGCCAUAUCAGAACAUGGCCAGUGAGUUCUGGCGCAGGAGUUGCAUGCGCA